Molecule: messenger RNA, 898 nt
Organism: Propithecus coquereli (Coquerel's sifaka)
Lineage: Eukaryota; Metazoa; Chordata; Mammalia; Primates; Indriidae
Exons: 4
Coding region: 146-898 (250 amino acids)
Molecular function (GO): endopeptidase inhibitor activity
Source: RefSeq, a predicted model, not a curated record
AGGUGUGGCUGAGGUAGGAGUAUCCGUCCCUGACACCAUCACGGAGUGGAAGGCAGGGGCCCUCUGCCUGUCCCAAGACACUGGACUUGGUCUCUCUCCCACUGCCUCUCUCCGAGCCUUCCAGCCUUUCUUUGUGGAGCUCACGAUGCCCUACUCUGUGAUCCGCGGAGAGGCCUUCACACUCAAGGCCACUGUCUUAAACUACCUUCCCAAAUGCAUCCAGGUCAGUGUGCAGCUGAAAGCCUCUCCAGCCUUCCUAGCUUCCCAAAAUGACAAGGGAGAAGUAUCCUAUUGUAUCUGUGGAAAUGAGUGCCAAACUUUGUCUUGGACAGUAACUCCUAAAACUCUGGGGAAUGUGAACUUCUCAGUGAGUGCAGAGACAGUGCAGUCCCUAGAACUGUGCAGAAAUGAGGUUACUGAAGUCCCUGAGAUUGGGAGGAAAGACAUUGUCAUCAAAACCCUACUGGUGGAGGGCAUUGGACCUCAGAGCAGUUCUGCCAGCCCUGUGGCAGUGGUGGAGACUCAGGGGUGGGGUCUUGGGGUCCAGAUGCAGUGCUGGAAUCUCAGGGACAGUGUUCUGAGCCUGGCUGUAACUCUGGAGCCACAGGAGCAGAACCUCAGGCUCCGGCAUGAGAGCCCCAGAGCCAGGACUGGAGAGGAGCCAGAAACAGGGCUUCUGAGCAGGGGCUCAAAGCUGGAAGCACGGCCCUCCAGGCAGCAGGCUGAUCCAACCUGCAGGGCAGAGGCAGGGCCAAGCAGGCUGUUCUUCAGGCUUGGCCCAGGGACUGCAGAGUUCUACCCACUCCCCGAGGACUUGCUAAAGCAGUUGCCCAAAGCUUCCCAGGUCAAAGCCUGUAGCGCCCUUGUCAACCCCUGUGCUCAGAUCCCCCUGUACUAG